This is a messenger RNA of Spirometra erinaceieuropaei, 3662 nucleotides long. The record is from the annotation of a GenBank genome assembly. Lineage: Eukaryota; Metazoa; Platyhelminthes; Cestoda; Diphyllobothriidea; Diphyllobothriidae.
AUGAAGGCCUACAAUUGGACUUGCGAGGUAACCGCUUCAUAAACAGAAGCAUGAUGAAAACUUACCCGGUCACUUACGUAAAUGAAAGCCAAUACUACUCGUCAACAAAACACGAAUUAACGAAGGCUCACUGACGGCAAAAACGAAUGUGAACAUUCACAAGGAUGAGGGGGAUGAGGAGGAGAAGGAGGAGGAGAAGGAGGAGGAGGAGAAGGAGGAGGAGGAGGAGGAGGAGGAGGAGGAGGAGGAGGGAAGGAGGUAUUUUGAUUAAGUAUCAUGACGCCUCCAGAGGUGAGCAAGCUUUUAAUGUCAAAAUAUAUUCUAACCUCUCCUAACAGAAAGUGAUGGCGAUGAUAAAAGCGCCAGCCAAUUGCUGGUGAAAAGCAUUUCGUUCGGAGUUGUCGGGAGGUCGAUGUGACUGCCGCAAGUGUCCUAUGCAGCUCUAGCGUGAUGCGUCUACCGUGAUCCUUAACCAGGUUAGAAGGUGACGACUGACUUACGCAAUAGCUUGAAGUUCACUACAGGCCCUCCCUGCCAACUGGCUUCCUCGAAGUACUUCUUAUGUCAUAGGGACCUAUGGUAACUCCACCCCGCAUGCCAGGUCUCCAUUAUUACCCCAACUAAUCCAUCACACACCCAGCCAGUUUUUUCGGCACCAUCAAAGACGACCGCGUGCGCGAUCGUGACAUUGUUAUCUGUCUGGACAUACAAGGAAUCCAUUCUUGCACGGGUUUAUUGCGUUUGUUAUCACCUUGCCGUCCUUUCGACAUAGUCGUCUUGACACCCAUGGUCUACAAUCAAAUGAACAGCACUUCCCUAUCGCAACAGCCUACGCGAGAGUGAGACGCUGGCAGAGGAAAGUGCCUCCGGCGCAAGUUUGAGUCAAUGAACGUGUCAACACGCCUUUACCAACGGCACGUCUGACUCAGCUUUGAAUCUGAUUGGCCAGUUGCAAGACCGAGUAUGUGAACGUCGCACAGUUGUGGUGCGUAUGCACUCGGAGUAGGGUCAUCACGCGUGCUCCCUCCCAGACCGCAGUUUGGGUGAAAAAGCCGAGCAAAUGUAGGACAACUAGAUUGGGUGAAGGCCAAACGUACCGACGGUACUAUUAUCGGCAGCAUGGGAGGCUGCAACUGGCGGGAAGGGACCAGGACAAAAGGAGCGGCUGCAGAAAGCCGGUAGUGGACUUGUUGAUUUGGACGGCGUCGGCAAAUCCGUGUGGCGUGUCGAUAUUUGUUGAACUAAGUGAGAAAAUAUCACUGGCAGUAGGUGAAGUUAAACAGUGGAUCAUGGGAGGGCGUCCGGAUUCUGGCAUUGGUUACUGGCCUCCUCUGUCAGAUAGGAUUGCAACCGUGGCCCCGAACCCGAUGGGUCGGGGUCGUAAAAGGGCAUUUGGCAACCUUCAAGACAGGAUUCGUUUUACUAAAUUCUCCGUAUCAUGCUCACAUCAAAGGACGCAGUUAAUUUUUGCAGUUGCGUGUUCACACAACGUCGGGGUCACCAGUGUUGCAAUAUACAGUUUAAGUUCUAACGAGGAGUACUUCUCUAAAUCUUAAUCCAACAGGCAAAUGUAGAGGAUAUUCGCUAAACAGCAGCGGGGAACGAUGACGUUGGACAAAUGCAAAGCAUGAAGAUCUGGUCGUAGACUGUGGAUUUUCCUGCUGUUGAACUUAUUUUUAUAUGUGUUUUAAAAGGCUUGCUAACCGCCCGAUUUUUGGAAUAACAGCUGGCCCUUGCGAUAACUUAUAUUUUGUCCUCAUUGGCUGCCCUGCAAUAUGCAGUAGCAUCCAGGGUAUUCUUCUCUUUACAACAGACAGGGACCCCAGAAAUAAUAGAUGGCCCUGCUCCUACGGGGGAUUAGGACUGUAAUAAAUAGUGUCCGAAAAUGAACAAACUUACGAGGUCAGUUUCCUGAAGCAGGAGACACAAUCGCUGGAUCAAGAGAUUUUUCAGCCUGACGUUUCGGAUUCCUGCUCGAACCCAUCAUCAGGGUCAAAAGCAGAUACGGGUCUGCUUUUAUCUCAGUUUUUGUCUCUGAUGAUGGGUUGGGGCAGGAAUCCGAAACGUCAGGCUAGUAACGCUUUUGACCAAGCGAUCGUGUCUUCUUCUUCAAGACUGCUUCCUGAGACUCGUCUCUUCGCUUCUAGAGGACAGAUUCCGUUGGUUAAUGCCGCCGAUAUAAUGAGUCAAGGCGAGGGCUGGUAGCAUCCGAUCACCUGCAUUGCAGCCUUCUGCGCAUGUUACUCAACAUUAACCCGACGGGCGUCAUGUUCUCACAAACCAGUUCUUGAUUACCGACUGAACGAGGAUUCGUUCGUCGAAACAAGAAUUUCACUCGUCUGAGGCUUUAGAUCACACGAAAACCCAUCGUCAGGGGCAGCCUCAGGAAAGGGUACGGAGCAGAAGAGGUUACAGUUUUCACGCCCAUUAUAGUUAACAGCUCCCGCACGCAUCUACAGUGAUCGUCCAUAAUGUGGGGUUUGUACGGUCGACUGCGUCCUAGUCGUUAAUUGCCAAGGUUUCAUCAUUGGUGUUGAUUAGAUGCGUGACAAUAACUCGGCAAUUUGACUCGCUGAUGCUGGCACUGGGAACGUUAUUCGUCCGCGCUAUCUCCGCCCGGCCAGGAAAGGGUUCAGCCCUGGUUAUGGAGAGGGGGCAGAGGGUCAUUGCGCCUGUGAGUGGUUGGAGUGAGAAUCUGAAACGCCAGGCGAAUAAAAUUCUUGCUCCAACGUCCCCAUUCCCUACUUCUCAGACUUCUAUUUGCUUCUGUUUGACCUUGUCGAAUGAAACAGAAGUUAAACAGCUGAAUGAGAUGGAUUCACGCUUCAGGAACUGCUCCGUCAGUUACACAAGCGUAACUGAAAUGUUCGAAGUACUUGAAGUAAAAGGCUUUUGAUGUCAAGCGACACGAUCACUGCAUUUACGCUGACUCGUAAUCUGUUGUUCUUCUCCGGAAAUGUACAACUGUGAUGUCAUGUGCAUCUGACAAUACUUCACGAAUUUCAGAUGUCAAAACGUUAGUGCCCACUUUUUAGACAGUUCGCAGAACCGUGUCCCGACAAUGUGUCUCAGUUUAUUGGCCAUGCUUUUAGCUGUUGACACCCAUUCGUCUUACCGGAUUCAUGCAGACAAUCUUUUGGGAUAGGGAGCCAAUUGUUUCAUUUAUAAUCGAAAAGUCAGUUUGGCAAACACGUGUUUUCGAUAACUCGUCAUCAGGCAAAGGUGAAAAGAAAUUGAUCUCGAGUUCUAUUCUCGCAUUUCUUGUCGAUAGGAAUCACCGAGUCGAUGCCAAAGAAGCCGUUCAGGUUGUCUACUGGACACCAGCAAGCUUCUCCGGAGGCCUAUGCCAACGGGCGCUAGCUACAGCCGAGGCAGUGGCUAUACGGCUAGCGAAUCCAAUGCUGUGUUGUCAGGAGACUUUGACACAAGCGCUCUGUAUUCUGUGGCCAACGCCGACCCCAACGUCGCCCCAACCUCCUGAUGCCAAGGUGUGUGCACAAAAUACACGACGUACUCACAGCCUAUACUCCCCCUCUUCCUCGCCCCCUGAUUGUACGUCGCCCCAACCUCCUGGUGGCACUGCUGUGUGCUCAACGUACCUGACUUACAAGCAUCACUCACAGCCUAUGCCACCCCUCCCCCUAGUCCCCUUGGCCCAAUGA